This is a messenger RNA of Pygocentrus nattereri (red-bellied piranha), 2695 nucleotides long. It is a transcript of the gene tcf25, whose product is annotated as transcription factor 25 (basic helix-loop-helix). Gene Ontology annotation, molecular function: protein binding. The record is from RefSeq and is a predicted model, not a curated record. Gene Ontology annotation, cellular component: RQC complex. Bases 1 to 2049 code for a protein of 682 amino acids. Lineage: Eukaryota; Metazoa; Chordata; Actinopteri; Characiformes; Serrasalmidae. The transcript is spliced from 18 exons.
AUGUCGAGUCGUGCGCUGCGACGAUUAAAAGGCAAGCAGAGGGGACAGGAGGCCAUCGACAUCGGAGACCUGAAACUCAACAGUGAAGAGGCAGGAGGAGCGGAGUUAGAGGAGGAGAAGGACGAAGAGCUGGACGAAGUGUUAGAGCCGGCCAAAGCCAGCAGUAGCCGGAGAGCCAAGAAGAGCAAAUCUCAGAAAAACAUCAGCAAUAUUUAUGAACUGAUAGGCGAAAUUGACAACGAUGUGGACACAAAUCCCACCGACGAGGAGAGUGUUUUGGCAGCGAGAAGCCCGGAGGAGAGCCGUGUCAGCCCUGAACUACCGAAGCAAGAGACAGAGACUCCAAAGUCUGAUGGUGACAGGAAACUGAAUAAUAAGAAAAAAAAGAAGCGGAAGAAAAAAAAGGCUUCUGCUGGGGAUGUGCAGGAGGAAUCAGGUGCAGGGGACGACAUAGAUGCAUUGUUGGAAACCAUAAAAAAGACCAAUGGCCUGUCACAUACGAGUGAGGACUGUGGAGCUCCAGGCUAUAGACCUGUGCUGUAUGUGGAACACAGGAAUCUUAAUUCAGAGAAUGAACUGAAGAGAUAUUUUGGAGCUCGGGCUGUUCUAGGAGACCAAAAGCCAAGACAAAGACAGAGACAGUUUCACCGCAACACAUGGAUGACCACACCCAAAGACACUUGGCCUCGCUUUAGCCGACCAGGUAUUUCUAUGAGCCUGCUGGAGUCCAAAGACGGUCUCCAGUUCUUUGUGUUUGAGCACAGUCGUGAUUACCAGCAGGUCCAGUUCAAAUUCUUUGAUGCUGUGGAAUCCAUGGAUCCUAAUAACAUUGUGGUUCUCCUGCAGCUCAACCCCUACCAUGUUGACUCAUUACUGCAACUUUCUGAUGUCUGUCGCAUCCAAGAGGACCAAGAGACUGCCAGGGAUUUGAUUGAGAGGGCUUUGUACAGCUUUGAGUGUGCAUUCCACCCAGUUUUCAGUUUGACCUCAGGUACCAGCAGGUUGGACUACCGCAGACCAGAGAACAGAGCCUUUUAUCUAGCAGUUUAUAAGCAUAUGAUGUUCCUGGAGAAGAGAGGCUGUCCCCGCACUGCUCUGGAGUACUGCAAACUCAUUCUGAGUUUGGACCCAGAUAAUGAUCCUCUGUGUAUGCUGCUGCUGAUUGAUUUCCUGUGUCUGCGCUGUCGGGAGUAUGCUUCCCUCAUCCGACUUUAUGAGGAGUGGAAGGUCCAUCGUAACCUCUCCCAGCUGCCUAACUUUGCCUUCUCAGUAGCGCUGGCUUGCUACCAUCUGAGUCAGCAGGAGGAGACUACAUCUGAUGAGAGCCAGCGCAUGAAAGUUAAAUCAGACAUAAUGCUGCAGGAAGCUCUUAUCAUGUUCCCAGGAGUGUUGAUGCCUUUAUUGGACCUGUGCACAGUCCAGCCUGAUGCAGCUGUCUCUUCCCAUGCAUUCUUUGGACCUAAAAGCCGUUUUGGGCAGCCCCCUGCUCUGACAGAGCUGGAAGGGCUUUAUGUGGGUCGCUGUCACAGCCUCUGGAAGGAGGCAGGAGUGAUGCUUUGGAUGGAGGGCAAUGUUCGUGAGGUGCUGAAAAGGGUUGAUUCACAGGAUCCCUUGGUGGAUGACUGCCAAAACAAGAGGAAGCAGCGGUACCAGAGUGCUCCCAGGAGCAUCCACAGGCAUGUGCUUCUGUCUGAGAUUAAAGAGGCCACAUCUACACUGCCUCUGGAAGUGACCACACAGCCAGUGAUGAGUUAUGACCCGCUCCCCCCUCUGGAUUCUAUAAUGUCCUACACAAGACCAGAAAGGCAGAAUGCACGAGCCUCUAAUGAGAGCACUUUAUCUCUGUUGUUCCGCUCUCUGCUGCCGAACUUCAACCUGCAGGGUGGACAGAGGCCUGAGGAUGACCUGGAAGUGGCCAGGGCUGGACGAGAACUGAACCAAGAAGUGAAUCGACUGAUGGUGGCUAUGAGGGAUAUGCUGGCUAAUAUCCAGUUCCAGGAACCACAGAGGGAGGACAACCCAGAUAGGGAUGAAGAAGAGUGGGAUUGAGAAAGGCCCUACUAGUAGAAGAGGAGAAAAUACUAUGGUGAGAGGUUGAGGUAUAAAUUAGUGUGUUGGAGAGAGGUCUUGGAUUGGAGGUGGAUAGAGAUAAAGAGGAAUUAAUUUAAUGGAGGACCUGUACUUUUGCAGGCUGUAUAUUUCCAUCUUUUGUCCCUGCAAAGAUUAAACCUUAUGCUCUCGUAACAAUCCAAAAUUGCCUAUGCCCUGAGUACUUAAGACCUUAAGAGAACUCCCCAUGUUUAUAUGAUGCUCUUUGUCUGACCCUCUGGUCAUCUGAAUCUAAAGGAAGGCAUUCAUCAAGCCAUAAAAUCUUACUCGUUUCACAAGCACUUUGAAUAGAAGCAUUAUUUUGGCUUGGUGUUCCAAUGACAUUUUUUGUCUUUGCAACCUAAGAGAACACAUCAGAAGGUCAGUGUUCAAACUAAAUAGAGAUUCCUUAUUUCUGCUGACAGAUCAGAGACAGAUAAGAUCAUGACAUAAUAGCAUGCGACGGUGCUGCUUACUGAUUGCAAAUAUAGCAGCAUACCUUUCAUCUACAGUUUCAGAUGUGAACAAAAGUUCCAGCUUCAAAGGGAAAACGACUUUUGUGGUUGAGAAACAAAUUAAAUUUGUUGUGAACAGAUCAUAUCUAAAA